Molecule: messenger RNA, 2273 nt
Organism: Pseudophryne corroboree (corroboree frog)
Lineage: Eukaryota; Metazoa; Chordata; Amphibia; Anura; Myobatrachidae
Gene: CHMP6
Product: charged multivesicular body protein 6
Exons: 8
Coding region: 125-727 (200 amino acids)
Biological process (GO): late endosome to vacuole transport via multivesicular body sorting pathway; vesicle budding from membrane
Cellular component (GO): ESCRT III complex; multivesicular body
Source: RefSeq, a predicted model, not a curated record
UCCGACACAGACUACAUUGCCCGGCAUGCUUUGGGGGAUGACGUCACAGUACACAAGCCGGUAGUGCCGGAGCGCAGAGGCCCGGGGCACAGGGGGAUGAAGAGACCGGCUACUGGGGAGCAAUAUGGGCAAUAUCUUCGGCCGGAAGAGACGGAGCCGGGUCACUGAGCAGGACAAGGCAGUGCUGCAACUGAAGCAGCAAAGAGACAAACUUAAACAAUAUCAAAAGAAGAUUUCAUUGCAACUGCAACGUGAACGUGUACUGGCCAAGCAGCUUCUACAUGAUGGCAAGAAAGAAAAAGCCAUACUGCUGUUAAAGAAGAAGAGAUAUCAAGAGCAGCUUCUGGAGAAAACGGAUAACCAGAUCACUAAUCUAGAGAAAAUGGUUGAAGAUCUAGAAUUUGCACAGAUUGAAAUGAAAGUAAUUGAAGGCCUAAAAAUUGGUAAUGAAAGCUUAAAGAAAAUGCAUGAGGUUAUGUCCAUAGAAGAGGUGGAGAGGAUCAUGGAUGAGACCCAAGAAGGCAUUGAUUAUCAGCGGCAAAUUGAUGAACUGCUGUCAGGAAGUCUGACUACAGAGGACGAGGAGGCCAUUCUAGAGGAGCUAGAGGCGAUUACUCAGGAAGAUCUGGAACUCCCAGAAGCUCCCACGGAGACACUUCCAGAAACAACUCCAGAGAAACAAGCGGUCAAGAACAAACCCAAACCACAGCAGGUGGCUGCUUCCUAACCUCAUGCACAGUUCCUGCAAUCAGGAAGGUGGUUUCUACUCAUGGAAGGAGCUCUGUUCAGUGAUUUGCCGGAAAGUACUGUAACCCUUUCCCUAUAGUGGAGCUGGGGCCCCUUCUCACAUAGCUUGUGGGCUAAGCAGUAACACCCUAUCUGGUUGACAUUGGAGAGUCUCUUCCAGCCUAGCAGGUCUCAAAGUCUGUUAAAUCAAACAAUUAUGUCUGAAAACCCUGACACCCUCUCCAGCAGCAGCAGCAGCAAAGUUGAUAGAGAUAUAAUGGUCAGUCAUGAAUAUCCCUCUCCAUAAAUUAGACAGCAGUAUUUCGCCAUCAAAUGGGCUCUAUUGUCUAUGAAUUAAUUGUAACGUCCGUUUUCAUUAGCUGAAGCAUUAGAGACUACCCAGUUGUGCUCUUAUUUUAAUAUCUAAAUGGAUAAUUAAAUAUAAUCAGUUUUUUUCCUUUCCUCAAACAUAGGCAUAGUGUAUAUAACAGUUUCUGUUUAAUUACUUUAGAUUGGUCACAGCUAAUUGCACCCUGCACUUUACAAUUAUACUGUGCAGGUUUAUUUAUAUGAGAAGCAGCACAUAUAUAAUGUACAGUAUAUGGGAAAAUAUUGUGCCGCAAAAAGGCCCUUGAUGGCCACUUCUACCCAUUAUGCUGCCAGGAAUUUUGUGGCCGGAACUUGAGCUGAGAAAUAAUUGCAGCAUUGUUUACAAAUGACAAGUUAUACUUCAAUUUAUUUGUGAAAUAAGGUGUUGGUAAAUAUGCAUGUUAGGCCUAUUUUCUCUCUUUUUUCUUUUUUUCUAAUAGCCGCAGGGAAUUUAAAAACACAAUGAACCAUGAAAGUAACAACAGUUAUUGGUUGAAUAAGGCUGGCAUUGAGAGUAUCUCACUGUCCUCUCUAUGUGUUCAUGUGACUGGCACGGGUAAAGAUGGCUAAUCAUGGUGUUCAAACCCAUAAUACUGGAGUGCCUUAUACUCAUGGCAGAAACUUACUACAGGCAGCCCAAGAGCUACCUACUUCACAUUGCACACAACGUGUGACUUUUAUCGCUGUCAACCUUAUUCUCUGCUGGAGAGAGCAACAGUGUUUGUCAAUGGUAUUGGUUGGCAACUUGUGGCUCUCCAACUGCUGUGCAACUACAAGUCCCAGCAUGCCCUGACAUACUUUGGCUGAGACUUGCUCUACCUGCUAGAGAGCCAUGGGUGGCUUAACCCUUAUGUAAAAUGUAUUCUUUAUUGGACACUCCUGUACAUACAGCUCCCCUAUUGGUGACAGACGGCAUGGUAUCUGAUAGCAAAACUGAAUAGCAUCUGUUUAUCUCAAUGACAUCUUGUUUAUACCACCCACAUCUUUAGGUUUGGGUUGAUCACAGUAAUUCUUCUGCUAUACGGAAGGAAAGAUGUUUUACAGUAUAGUCAUGGUUUAUCUUUGGCUGCCAUUCAGAGAUGUGAUUGUGCUACAAAAGACGAGUUAGCACUCCAGUUAACUUUUUAUGCUCUUCCUAUUGUGUUUUUAAGAUCAUAAUAAAAUCUGUAUAUACAAAA